UUUUAUUUUGAUUUCGUCUAGCAAUUAAGUAAUGGCCGGACUCCUUCACCUGACCAAGCAUUGCAGCAUCCAUUUACCCGCUCACCUGGGACGCGCGAAAUGCUACUCGCUCGCCAAGGGAACACACGUGCAGGCCAGAGUGCUGUACUCUUCUUUGGCCAAGGUUGAUGAUCAGGGUAGCGGCGAUGUCAAGCGGAAGAAAAUAACCCCUUUUACGCCCACGCCGGGCAGUAAAUUACUGGGUGGCGUGUUUGGAAAGAAGGCCAAAGGUGGAGCCCCAGCAGCAGCGGCAGCAAAAACAACAAAGCUACAGCGGCAGCGACUUUACCGCCCACAACAACAGCAAUCACGACAAUGUCAUGUUCAUAUAGGGGGCGGCAGCGAUGGUGGCUCGGGAUUGGGCAAGCUGGACGCACCGGAGGUCACCUCCAAGGAUAUGCUGCGCGCCAUGAUGGCCUACAUCUGGCCCAAAGAGGAUCCACUAGUGCGGAAGCGAGUGGGCAUUUCCCUGGGUCUAUUGGCUGGCUCCAAACUGCUGACCGUCUGCGUGCCCUUCCUGUUCAAAGGAGCCGUGGACACGAUGACAACGCUGAACAUGGACACCGCCCCGGAUGCAGUGCUCUCCGCAGCCACAGCCAUGAUGCUGGGAUAUGGCAUUGCUAGAGCCAGUGCAGCGGGCUUCAACGAGCUGCGCAAUGCGGUGUUUGCCAAGGUGGCCCAUCAUUCGAUCAGAAAGAUCGCCAGCAAUGUGUUCCUUCAUUUGCACAAUUUGGACCUUGCUUUCCACCUGAACAAGCAGACUGGAGCUCUGUCGAAGACCAUUGAUCGAGGAUCGAGGGGCAUCAACUUUGUACUCUCCGCCAUGGUGUUCAACAUAGUGCCCACAAUCUUCGAGCUGGCUCUGGUGUCCAGCAUCCUGGGAGUGAAGUGUGGUCUGGCCUUCGCCGGUGUGAGCAUGGGUUGCGUGGGCAUAUAUGCCGCCUACACUCUCAGUGUGACCCAAUGGCGCACCCAAUUCCGCGUCUACAUGAACCAGGCGGAGAACGAGGCUGGGAACAAGGCCGUGGAUUCGCUGAUCAACUACGAGACGGUCAAGUAUUUCAACAACGAAAAGUACGAGGCUGGCUGCUACAACGAGGUGCUGAAAAAGUACGAGACGGCUAGCCUGAAGACGAGCUCCAGCUUGGCAUUGCUAAACUUCGGGCAGAACGCCAUUUUCAGCAGUGCCCUUAGUCUAAUCAUGGUGCUGGCCGCCAAGGAGAUUGCCCAGGGAAACAUGACAGUGGGUGACUUGGUGAUGGUGAAUGCCCUGCUCUUCCAACUCUCUAUACCCCUUGGAUUCUUGGGCAGUGUGUACCGCGAGGUGCGUCAGGCUCUGCUCGAUAUGCAGGCCAUGUUCACGCUGAUGAAUGUGGAUAGCAGUAUACAGACGGCAUCGACUGCCCAGCCCCUGUUCGUGGACACCAGCAACUCGUCCAUCGAGUUCCGCAACGUGAGCUUCGAGUAUGAGCCGGGCAAGCCCAUUUUCCGUGACCUCUCCUUCACCAUUCCCGCCGGCAAGAAUGUGGCCAUUGUGGGCGGCUCUGGCUCAGGGAAAUCCUCCAUGGUGCGCCUGCUCUUCCGUUUCUUUGAGCCCAAUUCGGGUAAAGUGUUGAUCGGCGGGCAGGAUAUCAGCGCCGUGGAUUUGGAUAGUCUUCGCAAGGUAAUUGCCGUCGUGCCGCAGGAUUCGGUACUGUUCCACAACACAAUAGAGCACAAUAUCCACUAUGGCAAUCUGAGCAAGUCGCAUGCGGAGGUGGAGAACGCAGCCCGGAUGGCGGAUUUGCAUGACUCUAUCAUGAGCUGGCCGGCACAGUACUCCACUCAGGUGGGCGAGCGAGGAUUGAAGCUGUCGGGAGGCGAGAAGCAACGCGUGGCCAUCGCCAGGGCCAUAUUAAAGAACACACCCAUCCUGAUCUUCGACGAGGCUACCAGCAGUCUGGACUCCAUCACAGAGCAUAACAUUCUGCAGGCUUUGACCCGCGCCACAUCCGGUCGCACCAGCAUUUGCAUUGCCCACCGCCUCUCCACGGUCAAGGAUGCGGAUGAGAUCCUGGUCCUGGAGAAUGGCCGCGUGGGCGAACGUGGCACCCAUCCGGAGCUGCUAAGGCAAAAUGGGUUAUAUGCCCGCCUGUGGGAAACGCAGACCCAGCAGUUUGACCCCAGUCGAGAAAUCAAGGAGGAAAAGUCACGGGGCGUGGCGUAGACGAGGCUCGUACCCUAUCUAUGUGUUUGUUCCAAUGUUAUAACACCCCUCCCCUUCGUUUCGCCCUCCCUAAGACCCACUAAAUUCACCGUAGAAUCUUCCCUUCUCCGGAGAUUCGCUAUUCAUAGGUUUAAAGUAUCAUUGUGACCCUUGUAAAUACAGUUGUAGAUAUGCGAUAAGAGAAA
This is a messenger RNA of Drosophila gunungcola (fruit fly), 2430 nucleotides long. It is a transcript of the gene ABCB7, whose product is annotated as iron-sulfur clusters transporter ABCB7, mitochondrial. Gene Ontology annotation, cellular component: mitochondrial inner membrane. The record is from RefSeq and is a predicted model, not a curated record. The coding region runs from base 32 to 2245 and encodes 737 amino acids. Gene Ontology annotation, molecular function: ATP hydrolysis activity; ATP binding; ABC-type transporter activity. Gene Ontology annotation, biological process: transmembrane transport; intracellular iron ion homeostasis. The transcript is spliced from 6 exons. NCBI's taxonomy places the organism in Eukaryota, Metazoa, Arthropoda, Insecta, Diptera, Drosophilidae.